This is a messenger RNA of Hippocampus comes (tiger tail seahorse), 1461 nucleotides long. It is a transcript of the gene cadm1a, whose product is annotated as cell adhesion molecule 1a. The record is from RefSeq and is a predicted model, not a curated record. The transcript is spliced from 12 exons. Gene Ontology annotation, biological process: detection of stimulus; susceptibility to natural killer cell mediated cytotoxicity; homophilic cell-cell adhesion. NCBI's taxonomy places the organism in Eukaryota, Metazoa, Chordata, Actinopteri, Syngnathiformes, Syngnathidae. Bases 58 to 1398 code for a protein of 446 amino acids. Gene Ontology annotation, molecular function: signaling receptor binding. Gene Ontology annotation, cellular component: neuron projection; plasma membrane; synapse.
UCCACAGUAGGUGAAGCCGCUCGCUCGUCGCCACCAUAACCGAAGCAGGUGUCCAACAUGGCGAACCCACGCUGCGGCUCUCUCGCGACUAUUCUCGUUUUAUUCAGCUUUCAGGCGGCUCUUCUCCAAGGCGCUGCACAGAUUCCAGUGGUGAGUCAAAACCUGGUGACGGACAACGUGUCGGUGGUGGAGGGCGAGACGGCCAUCAUCAGUUGUCGUGUGAAGGACAACGACGACUCGGUCAUCCAGCUGCUCAACCCCAACCGACAGACCAUUUACUUCAGAGACAUGAGGCCGCUAAAAGACGCUCGCUUCCAGCUGGUCAACUUCUCCGACAACGAGCUGCGGGUGUCGCUGUCCAACGUGUCGCUGUCGGACGAGGGCCGCUACGUUUGCCAACUGUACACGGACCCGCCGCAGGAGGCCUACGCCGACAUCACCGUGCUGGUGCCUCCAGGGAGCCCCCUCAUCGACGCCCGCGACGAGGUCCUGAGCGAGGGCAACGAAACAGAGAUGACCUGCACCGCCAUGAGCAGUAAGCCCGCCGCCACCAUCAGAUGGAUGAAGGGCGAUAAGGAGCUUCCAGGAAAGCCCAAAGUCGAGCUCACUUACGACAGGAUGUACACGGUAACCAGCCGCCUGACGUUCACCGUCAACAAAGAGGACGAUGGCGUGCCAGUGGUUUGCAUCGUGGAUCACCCCGCGGUCAAAGACUUCCAAGCCCAGAAAUACCUGGAAGUGCAGUACAAGCCCGAGGUUAAGAUCAUGGUGGAGUUUCCUCAGGGUCUGACGAGGGAAGGAGAGAACCUGGAGCUGUCGUGUCAGGCCAAAGGCAAACCUCAGCCACAGCGGGUCAACUGGGUGAAGGUGGACGACGACGUGCCGUCCCACGCCGUCAUCACCGGCGCGGACCUUUACAUCGAAAACCUCAACAAGUCCUACAACGGAACAUACCGCUGCGUGGCGGCCAACUCUUUGGGGGAGUCUUACGACGACUACAUCCUCUACGUCUACGAUGCUCCCACCACCACCACCACCCCCACACCCACCACUGCCACCACCUCCACCUUCAUCACCACCUCCUCCUCCUCCUCCCUCCACCCCGAAGCCAGUCAAGACACUGCGCCCAGCACUGAACCUGCAGCUCAUGAUUCUCGAGCCGGCGAGGGAACCCCCAGAACGGUGGACCACGCGGUGAUCGGGGGAGUGGUGGCCGUGGUGGUCUUCGCCAUGCUCUGUCUACUCAUCGUCUUGGGACGCUAUUUUGCCAGGCACAAAGGUACCUACUUCACGCACGAAGCCAAAGGGGCGGACGACGCGGCCGACGCCGACACGGCCAUCAUCAACGCCGAGGGAGGCCACACCAAUUCCGACGAAAAGAAGGAGUACUACAUCUAAUCAAAGCAGGACCCCCGACACCUUUAGUGUCCUCUUUGGGACGCAGCUGUUUCUGGGGCGGGG